Ostreococcus tauri is the source of this 1317-nucleotide messenger RNA. Its product is annotated as MOZ/SAS-like protein. The transcript has a single exon. The record is from RefSeq and is a predicted model, not a curated record. Lineage: Eukaryota; Viridiplantae; Chlorophyta; Mamiellophyceae; Mamiellales; Bathycoccaceae. Bases 1 to 1317 code for a protein of 438 amino acids. Gene Ontology annotation, biological process: regulation of DNA-templated transcription. Gene Ontology annotation, molecular function: histone acetyltransferase activity.
AUGGCGAUGAAGGAGAUCGACGGCGGCGACGCGGAGGACGUCGACGGCGGGAGAUUCCGAGUCGGGGCGAACGUGUGGGCCACCGCGUCGUUCGAUGGGAAGUCUCGACGAGCGGAGAUCGUCGACGCGUCGAUCGACGAGAGUACGGGGGGUGUGACGUCGUAUUACGUGCACUAUUGCGAACUUAAUAAGCGAUGCGACGAGUGGGUGGAGGCGGGGCGAGUGCGCGCGCGCGCGGAGGACGGGAGGAACGGUGGGGCGAGCGCGAGCGCGAGCGGGGGUGAGCUGUUGGGUGGCGAUGAAAAGAUCUCGGGUGAAGGCGUGGUGGCGCCGAAGACGCUGACGAGGAAUUCCAAGCGGCGAUAUAAUGAGAUUCAUAACGUCGACGCGCCGGUGGAGGAUUUACCGCCGUUGGAUCAAGUGUACGAGCGCAUGCACGAGGAGCGGACAAAGGUGAAGAACGUGCACUCGGUGGAAAUUGGGAGACACGAAAUGGAUACGUGGUAUUACUCGCCGUACCCGGACGAUUUCGGGAAGUGCUCGAAGUUGUACCUGUGCCAGUAUUGCUUCAAGUACAUGCGCAAGGCGAAGACGUUGAUGAAGCACCGAGACGAGUGUGAGUUGAAGCAUCCACCGGGGAAGCGCGUGUAUCGGCACCCUCAGGGUAAGGAAAAACCUGUGCUGAGCUUUUGGGAGAUUGACGGCGCACAUUUCAAGAUGUACUGUCAGAACUUGUGCCUCAUGGCGAAGCUAUUCUUGGACCACAAGACGCUAUAUUUUGACGUCGAACCCUUCAUGUUUUAUGUCCUCACCGAGUCAACGGACGGCGAUAAAACGCACGACGUCGUAGGGUACUUUAGCAAAGAGAAAGUGUCGGUGGACGAGUACAAUCUUUCGUGCAUCCUGACCCUGCCGGCGUACCAGCGCAAGGGUUACGGCUCUUUUUUGAUUUCGAUGAGCUACGAGCUGAGCCGACGACAAGGGAUCUACGGCACACCCGAGCGUCCGCUUUCUGAUCUUGGACAGGUGAGCUACCGAAGUUAUUGGAGUCGAUUUGUCCUCGACGCGUUGCACAAAAACCGGGGUAAUCUGAGUGUUAAAGAUUUAAGCACGAUGUUGAUGUUUCGCGAGGCAGAUAUCGUCAGCGCUCUGCAAUCGCUCAACCUCGUCAAGUACUGGAAAGGACAGCACAUAAUAUCUUCUUCGCCCAAGAUCGUGGAGGAACACUUGCGAAGCUUUGAAAAGAAAUCCGCCAUUGCUGGUUCACAUUUAGAAUUCAAUCCAGAAUUUCUCAAAUGGACACCCCCGAAGAGGUGA